Messenger RNA from Parnassius apollo (apollo), 1374 nucleotides. Lineage: Eukaryota; Metazoa; Arthropoda; Insecta; Lepidoptera; Papilionidae. The record is from the annotation of a GenBank genome assembly.
AUGUAUAAUUUAACAAAAACCAAUAUAGACAGUAAAUAUAGAAACCAAUCACAGCCAAAUUUAGAACCAAAUUCAUUUGGCAAUACGGAAAGUGUAGAAGCCAAAAUAAAUGUCGAAUAUUCAGACGAAACUUUGGACCAAAACCGUCCUUACAACGUUUAUAAUAGAGAAAAUACAGAAAUUAUAUUUAAUUUUGAUGAUAAUCAAGAAAUUUCCAAUUUGAAUAAGUUAAAAAUUAUCACAUGUAAGCUACUUUCAAAUAGACCCGUCGAUAAUGAAGAACAUAAAGCUAUAAAAAAGGCUGUUUUCAGUUUUAUUAAUAAACUUAACAAUAAAAAUGACCAAAAAAGAUCAGUAAACACACAAACUGAUGAAGUCUCAGUUAUUUCUAUUGAGGAAUACAAUGUCAUUAAAAUUAUGAUAAGAAAUAAUAUAAUGAAAGUUUUAUCACACACAACACAAAAAAAUUCCAAUGACAGCUUGGUUAAUAACCAUUCACAAAACACAAGGAAUGAAAAUAUAUUGAAUUUUGGCAAUGAAUCUCGUUGCGAAGCAAUUUUCAAACAAUCAGAAAAAAACAAAUCAAUAAUCAUGGGUGUAUAUAACUCCGUUAUUAAAGAAAUGCUACAUCCUGCAAUCAAAAAUGAAGAAAAUAUGAAGACCAAUUUUAAUAAAACGUUUACUUUAGUAUCAGAUUUAAUUGGUGAAAUUUUGAAUAAUGAAAUACCAAAUUAUGCAAUAAACUUACCAGAUAAGUUAUCUUUCACUGAUAUCAACAAAAUUAAUAUAAAAAUUGAUAUGAAUGAUGAAACGAGGCUUUUAUUAUCUCAACAUAUAAAACAGCUUCAGGAUUUUCGACAGAACCAACAAAUCGGGUAUAAAUUUUCCACUCAACAGCAACACGAAGAACCACAAUUUAGAAUGCAGCAAUCUAACAACAGAUAUGCGCAAGUUCAAGGCGUAGGAACGUACAACACGAACAACUGGCCUAGGGGUCAUAACCUAGAGGCUACAAACGUACAACUCCCCACACAAAAAAUAACACCUAAUCAGAGUCACCACAUUGGAGUUUUGGAAGCUGUUCCCCACCCAAAAGGUCAAACCAGGCGCUCGUAUUCUCUUGGAGAUUCAGGUAACUAUAAAAAUUAUAAUAAUCAACGACAACAUCCGUAUCGCAAUCAAAACCACGAUAUAAACAGGCCUCCAGGCGCUCAGGGUCAAUAUGAUUUCAACAGUAAUGUAAUGGUGUUACAUCAACAACAACAACAACAACAACAACACCUUCAACAGAAUGCUAUACUGGUGCAACAAAAUAAUAACUGGCAACAAGAUGCCGCUGGCCACAAGCAGUUUAAUAUACCACAUAGUUUUUAA